Molecule: messenger RNA, 967 nt
Organism: Hippocampus zosterae (dwarf seahorse)
Lineage: Eukaryota; Metazoa; Chordata; Actinopteri; Syngnathiformes; Syngnathidae
Gene: cd79a
Product: CD79a molecule, immunoglobulin-associated alpha
Exons: 5
Coding region: 142-792 (216 amino acids)
Biological process (GO): B cell differentiation; B cell receptor signaling pathway
Cellular component (GO): external side of plasma membrane; B cell receptor complex
Source: RefSeq, a predicted model, not a curated record
AAUAGCAGUUGGGACUUUUAUGCAAAUGUUUCAUGGUCACUGAAGCGUAAAUCCUGUCAGAACAAAUAGACAGAUCAUUUUGUUACAACAAGAAGUUUUUUCUCUUCGCCGUGUAAUCAUCCAAGAUCUUACAUCAUCACGAUGGCCACGGUCCACAGCAUUUUUUUUAUCAUUGGCUGCAUAGCAGUGGUCUCCAUCGGGGUGAAGGUAUCCUUGGAGGUGGACAGGCCUUGGCUGAGGGUCCACUUGUCCCAUCGGGCCGUGCUGGAGUGCUGUUACCGGACCGGCACAGCCUCCCCCCAAACCAUGUGGCUCGUGCACCGCCAGCCCGACAAUGGCACUGCCGUCCCGCUGUUGGUGCCUGCGUCAGACCGAGUGAGGUCGGGCUUCAGAACGUACGCCGGGGUCACCUGCGGGACCCUGACCUUUAGUGAGGUGAAAGUGGUCGACACGGGCCUGUACAGAUGUUGGUUCAACGACACCACCAUCAUCACGCCAGGCACCUACCUACAGGUUUACAAGCCGCUGAAGAAGACGAUAAACCUCAGCGAAAAGACCAAAGACGGUAUCCUAAUGGCCGAGGGAAUUUUACUACUUCUGUGCGUCCUGGUGCCUUCGGCCACACUCCUCUGCAAAUCAAAGCAACUUGAAGCACUAAAGCAAAAGAAGGCAAAGAGGGAAGAGGAGAACAUCUAUCAGGGCCUCAAUCUGGAUGACUGUGACAAGGCAGCGAGCCUCUACCAGGAUCUGGUUGCCAAUCGGCAUGAAGAAAUCCAGCUGGAGAGCCCAUGACUGGAACAGAAGAAAUGAAAUUAGAGGGGAGGUGAGGAAGGACAGAAAUUGGAGUCCUUGUUUAUUAAAGUGCAUGUGAUGUUUGCAUAGCCAUUAGAUGGCAUGCAUAGCUUUUUGGUAUCCAACAAUUUAGUGUCCGCAUCUCUAGUUUGUGAUUUGUACUUCAUGAGCAUUU